ACUGACGGACAAAAAUAGAUUUAUCUGUUCCUGCCUCCAUAAAUCUCUGCUUCCAGCCACCCAGUCAGCUAGCACCCAACUCUCCCCCUGAGAAAACGGAAAUGUACCAGAACCACACUAAGGACAACAACAACAACUGCAACAGAAGCCGCCUCAGUGAUCACAAGGCGAAGCUUCUCCAGGCUAUUAAAAGAAUCAAGCAUGAGGUAGAUGAAUGCAAAGAAGCAGAAAGAGAGACGUAUAUCGACUCAGUGGCAGUAGAGAACAGGUUUGAUGACCUGGAACGAGAAAUCAGAGCUGAGUUUCAGAACCUUCAUCUCUUCCUGGAGGAAGAGGAGUGUAAGGACUUGGAAAAGCUGAGGAGGGAACGACAGAAACAGCUGAAGCAGCUAAAGGAGAGGGAGAAAAAGAUUGAAGCACAAGGAAAAGACCUGGAGAGAGCGAUCACAGUGCUGAACAGCAAACUGGCCGAGGAGGACAGUCCCAAGCUGCUCAAAGAAAUCCAAGAUCUCAUAAAAAGAUCUCAGGUCAGCUUUGUUCUUCCAGCAGAGGUGGACACAGAGGUUCGCUCUGGUCAGUUUGUGGGCCCCAUUCAGUACAGGAUAUGGAAGCACAUGAAAAGCUGCCUCUACCCAAAUAUUACAUCGGUGACCUUUGACCCUGACACUGCCCACCCUAGCCUGACUCUGUCCCAGUUCUGCACUUCGAUUCGGUUCCAAGAGAAUAAAGACACUUCAGACGUCCAAGCCAACCCACGUCGGUUCCACUAUUAUUACUGCGUGUUGGGCCACCAGUGCUUCACCACCGGUCGACACUACUGGGAGGUGGAGGUGGGAGACAAGACAGCGUGGAGGCUGGGUGUCGCACGAGGAGAUGUUCCCAGAGGUGAGAUGGCUGCUGCUAGCGGCACCUCCCGCGGCCUCUGGACGUUAGCCCUGAAGGACGGCUCCAUCUUGGCCUGCAUUGAUCCAAAACCCACUAAAAUCAACGUGUCCGUCCACCUCGUGCGCGUUGGCAUCUUCUUAGACUGCAACAAGGAGGAGGUGACUUUCUAUAAUGCUGUUACCAUGGCGCCCAUUUACACUUUCUCCAUGGGAACUGUCCUGGUUCCCCUGUUUCCCUUCUUCAACCCCUGUGACACAGAUGAUGGGAAGAACACGGCACCACUUGUAAUCUUUAAUCCGUCACUGUAA
This is a messenger RNA of Nematolebias whitei (Rio pearlfish), 1193 nucleotides long. RefSeq names its product zinc-binding protein A33. The record is from RefSeq and is a predicted model, not a curated record. Gene Ontology annotation, molecular function: protein binding. Lineage: Eukaryota; Metazoa; Chordata; Actinopteri; Cyprinodontiformes; Rivulidae. The transcript is spliced from 7 exons. Bases 102 to 1193 code for a protein of 363 amino acids.